This is a messenger RNA of Micromonas commoda, 814 nucleotides long. RefSeq lists its product with no specific name. Bases 24 to 773 code for a protein of 249 amino acids. The transcript has a single exon. Lineage: Eukaryota; Viridiplantae; Chlorophyta; Mamiellophyceae; Mamiellales; Mamiellaceae. The record is from RefSeq and is a predicted model, not a curated record.
ACGUCGACGAUCUGCCCGAGGGGAUGUCCGUGCCCGCGUCCGUGCCACCGCCGGGGUUGGAUUCAACCGCGAAUGCCGCGACCGGGUCUGACCCGCUUAAAAAGGGGUUCGACCCGCUUAAAAAGGGGUUCGACCCGCUCGCGUCCGUUCCGACGCCGACGACCGCGGCGCCGUCGACGGAGGAGGCGACGGCCGCGGUGCGCGCGCACGCGGACACGGUCGAGGCCGACGUUGACGCGUCGCGCCCGCCCCAUUCGUCAGCCGCCGGCGUCGACGCGCGCGUGCGUUUCGACGCGAGGUCAGGCGCAAACCCGCCGGGCGUGUCGACGGAUCGAUCGCGGCUUCAGGCCAUCUUCGAGAGGGAGAUGGACGAGACGUCGGAGGCUCUCCUCGGGGGGUCAGUCACCGCGGGUAGCGGCGGGGCGGCGGACGAUGUGAACGACGCGCGCGCGACGGCACCUCCCCUCGACGGGGACGGGGACGGACCGGACGCUCCCCGGACGCUCCGAGAAACCCGCGAUAGGCUUCCGUUUUCACCCGCUCUCAACGACGAGCUGAUGGACGCGCUGACCUCGGUGGUGGACUCGUCGCGCGCGGGAGGGGUCGACGCGCGAGAGAUGAUGGCGGCGGCGUCCGCGCGGUGGGAGGCUCGACGGGGCGCGGGCGGGAGGACGCGGCGAGAUCCGAUGAACACCCGGGCGGGCCGUUUGCCGACGACGGCGUCCGAAGAGGAGGAUGGGGAACCCGAAGCCACCGCGACGGUACCCUCGUAACAUCUAGCUAGCUGCUACUCCAUAGACGUCUAUUCGCUACG